AACACACAGAUUGUCUCCUCAGAUUCCUCUCUUUUCUAUCUCAAACACUCUCUCUCUUCCAGGUCUCGAAUUUAUCUCUGAUUUCCUAAAUCAGUUGGUGGGCAGCCUAUGUUUCUUUUGACAGGAUUCUCUGCCCCCACAACAAAGAACUAGAGACAACCAAACAAAGAAUAGAUGAAAGCCCCACAUAUCAAUGAGGGAGAGAACUCUCUUACUCUCGGGCUUGGUAUUCUCUCUCACGCACUCUUUUUCUCUUGCAUCAUCUUUUAAGGAGCUGCCUUCCCUUUGAUUUGCUUUCUCAGAUGAAGUCAGUCAUGGCUAAGAGCUCUCAAGAUUUCUCCUCCAAGAGGCACUUCCACUGGUCGACUAAAGUUGGCAACGAAGACGAUGAUGAAGUUCCAAGCAUCAAAUCUUCCUCAAAAGCCGUUGAGGAAGAGAAAAAAGAAGAUGAUAGGGUUGCUGGCCCGGGACCUGUAGCUGCUGCAGCCCAAGCACAAAGGAGAAAACUUCAAGCUGUGGUGGUUUCGAGGGUUCGAUCGGUUUUGACCGCUUUUGGAAGGAACCGCUCGAAUCUACCUCUGGGUCUCGGUUCCCGAGUGGUUGGGACUCUCUUCGGGCAUCGGCGUGGGCGCGUUCAUAUUGCGUUCCAAAGGGAUCCCAAUUCUCAACCUGCUUUCUUGAUUGAGCUUGCUACUCCAAUUAGUGUCCUGGUUCGAGAAAUGGCAUCUGGGUUGGUUCGAAUUGCGUUGGAGUGUGAUAGGGAAAAGGAAGAAGAAAAGAAGGCUGUGAGACUGCUUGAAGAGCCGGUAUGGAGGACUGAUUGCAAUGGAAAGAAGUGCGGAUUUGCAACGAGGAGAGAAUGUGGAGCCAAGGAGUUGCAGGUCUUGAAGGCUGUGGAGCCGAUUUCAAUGGGUGCUGGUGUUUUGCCCGGGAAUGAAGCUGAAGCUGGGUCCGAUGGAGAGCUCAUGUACAUGAGGGCCAAGUUUGAGAGAAUUGUAGGGUCUAGGGAUUCUGAAGCUUUCUACAUGAUGAACCCUGAUAGCAAUGGAGCACCUGAGCUUAGUAUCUACUUGCUCAGAGUCUAAGCAGCAAUUGAAG
Messenger RNA from Carya illinoinensis, 1098 nucleotides. Its product is annotated as protein MIZU-KUSSEI 1. Lineage: Eukaryota; Viridiplantae; Streptophyta; Magnoliopsida; Fagales; Juglandaceae. The record is from RefSeq and is a predicted model, not a curated record. Gene Ontology annotation, biological process: hydrotropism. The transcript has a single exon. The coding region runs from base 303 to 1085 and encodes 260 amino acids.